AUGGCAAAAAUAGAUACAGCGGCCCUGCGGCCUCUCCGAAUUGGCACUAGGAGAUCCAACCUGGCCGUCGUCCAGGCCGAGGGCAUCCGCAACAGUCUGCAAAAGAUAGCGCCCGAUCGAACCUUUGAGAUUGAAACACUCCACACUCUCGGCGAUAAGGACAAGUCUACGGCGCUCUACAGCUUCGGAGCCAAAAGCCUAUGGACAAGCGAAUUGGAAGAAAAGCUCACGUCAGGCGAGCUGGAUGUCGUCGUCCAUUGUCUUAAAGAUAUGCCGACUACACUUCCUGAUUCGUGCCAACUCGCACCAAUUCCACUUCGGGAUGAUCCUCGCGAUGCAUUGAUCGUCAAGGACGGUCUACCCUAUACGAGCCUGCAGACCCUGCCCGAAGGCGCCGUAGUUGGCACUUCAUCGGUGCGUCGCUCUGCUCAGCUUCGUCGUCUUUACCCGCAUCUGCGCUUUGCAAACCUGCGCGGGAAUGUCGAGACGCGCCUGGCCAAGGUCGAUCAUCCCGAAAGUGAGUAUACCUGCAUGGUGAUGUCUGCAGCCGGACUCGAGCGCCUGGGCCUCAAGCAUCGUAUCAACCAGUACAUGGGCUCCAAGGACGGUGGCAUUCUACAUGCGGUCGGUCAAGGAGCGCUUGGUCUGGAGAUCAGGAAAGGCGACGGCGAAACCCUAGCAUUGGUUGCCAAUCUGGCUGAUCAAUGGUCGACUCUUGCCUGCCUUGCGGAACGGGCUCUCAUGCGCACUCUUGAAGGCGGUUGCAGUGUUCCCAUUGGUGUUGAGACGGAAUGGGUCGAUAAGUCACGGUAUCUCUUGAAGAUCACUGCGAUAGUUGUGAGUCUUGAUGGCGCUCAAAGUGUCCAGGAUUCCAUCGAUACAACGGUGCAGACCGAGGAGGAGGCCACUGCACUCGGCCAAGAAUUGGCUGCAAGGCUUGUGAAAGCCGGCGCGGAUGCAAUUCUGAAUGAAAUCAACACCGAUCGGCCGGCUAAGGGCUGA
Molecule: messenger RNA, 1002 nt
Organism: Penicillium cinerascens
Lineage: Eukaryota; Fungi; Ascomycota; Eurotiomycetes; Eurotiales; Aspergillaceae
Product: porphobilinogen deaminase
Exons: 2
Coding region: 1-1002 (333 amino acids)
Biological process (GO): heme biosynthetic process
Cellular component (GO): cytoplasm
Molecular function (GO): hydroxymethylbilane synthase activity
Source: RefSeq, a predicted model, not a curated record